Metarhizium brunneum ARSEF 3297 is the source of this 1470-nucleotide messenger RNA. Its product is annotated as Mevalonate kinase. Gene Ontology annotation, cellular component: cytoplasm; cytosol. Lineage: Eukaryota; Fungi; Ascomycota; Sordariomycetes; Hypocreales; Clavicipitaceae. Gene Ontology annotation, biological process: isoprenoid biosynthetic process; isopentenyl diphosphate biosynthetic process, mevalonate pathway; ergosterol biosynthetic process. Gene Ontology annotation, molecular function: mevalonate kinase activity; ATP binding. The record is from RefSeq and is a predicted model, not a curated record.
AUGCACAAAGGCGUGCAUGGCAAUGGCACCAACGGCCCAAGCAAUGGCAAGCCCCAUGUGAAUGGCGAUGGGCCUCUGGUGCAUCGCAUAAAGGCCGACCGAAAACAGUCCAGUCCAAUGGCCCCGGCCUUUAUGGUAUCUGCGCCGGGCAAAGUCAUCGUCUUUGGAGAGCAUUCUGUUGUCUAUGGCAAGGCCGCCAUUGCUGCUGCCAUUUCGUUGCGAUCUUAUCUUCACGUUACGACCCUCUCCAAGUCUAAGAGAACAGUCUCUUUGCGUUUUACCGAUAUCGACCUCGUGCACACGUGGAAUAUCGACGAACUUCCAUGGGACACUUUCCAGCAGCCUUCCAAGAAGAAGUCCUAUUACUCCCUCGUCACCGAACUCGACCCCGAUCUCGUCGCCGCCCUUGAGCCUCAUGUUGACGUCUCUCCAGACAGCCCAGAGGACAUCCGCCGAGUCCACAGAAACGGCGCCUUUGCCUUUCUUUACCUCUUUCUCUCGCUUGGAUCCCCUUCAUUCCCUGGCUGCCUUUACACUUUGCGUUCUACAAUACCAAUUGGCGCUGGCCUGGGAAGUAGCGCCUCCAUUGCGGUAUGCGUAUCUGCUGCCCUGCUCAUCCAGUUACGCACACUCUCCGGACCUCACCCCGACCAGCCGCCUGAGGAGGCUCGGCUACAGAUCGAGCGUAUCAACAGAUGGGCCUUUGUAUACGAGAUGUGCAUUCACGGCAAUCCUUCAGGGGUAGAUAAUACCGUGGCCACACAAGGCAAAGCUGUGGUAUUCCAGAGGUUAGAUUACAAUAAGCCGCCGGCUGUGAAGCCACUCUGGGACUUUCCAGAGCUUCCAUUACUCCUUGUCGACACCAAGCAGCCCAAGUCAACGGCUUACGAGGUUGCCAAGGUGGGCAAGCUGAAUAAAAUGCAUCCGAAGCUAGUGGGAUCGAUUCUGGAUGCAAUGGACAAGGUGGCUAGCUCCGCAUCUGAGCUGAUCGCCGACGACGACUUCGACGAGGAGGACGAGGAGAGCUUAAUGAAGGUCGGCGAGCUCAUGACUAUUAACCACGGUUUGCUAGUCUCGCUAGGUGUUUCGCACCCCCGGUUGGAACGAGUGCGCGAAUUGGUUGAUCACGAGGGCAUUGGCUGGACGAAGCUUACUGGAGCCGGCGGCGGCGGGUGUUCAAUCACACUUUUGCGGCCCGACGUUCCAAGAGCAAAGCUUGAUGAGCUCGAGGAGCGACUAGACAAGGAGAACUACGCAAAAUUUGAGGCGACUCUUGGUGGCGACGGUGUUGGAGUUUUGUGGCCCGCGAUUCUGAAGAAUGGCACUGAGGAAGAUGAGGAGGGCGGCAUGGAAAUCGACUUGGAGAAGUUCCUCAAUGCGGAAGGCACUGAAGGUGUUGAGAAGCUCGUCGGCGUUAGAGACGGCGGCGAAAGAGAAGGCUGGAAAUUCUGGCGCGUGGAAAGCCGAUGA